Molecule: messenger RNA, 834 nt
Organism: Nylanderia fulva
Lineage: Eukaryota; Metazoa; Arthropoda; Insecta; Hymenoptera; Formicidae
Source: RefSeq, a predicted model, not a curated record
UAUCAUGUAGUUGAAUUUGAAGAUGGGCUUGAAAUUGUUCCAUCUUCAUGGGUAAAAGAUAAGAAUAUAUGCAAAUAUCCUGCAACUAAAUCCAAGAAAAAGAAAGAUAAAGUCGUUAUCAAUAACGUACAACCGGAUUCAAGUUGGAAAAAUUAUGCCAUUUUAAGGACAUUUGCAGUAUGCGACACUUAUGAAGAAGCCUGUUUAAAAUGUGAUAAAGCAGAAUAUGUAUCAGAUAUGAACACAGAUAUGGAUGACAAUGACAAAGAAAACAAUUUUAUACAAGAAUUAACAUGCCAAAACAAAGAAAAGUAUAUAAGAAAAGUAUAUAAUAGUGAAAUAUAUAAAAGUUCAUUUGAAGAUUUAAGUAUGCUAAUGACAAACACAAUAACGGAAAUAAGAGAUUUGAAAAUAACCACAAAUAUUAUGAGUACCGACAUAAAAGAAAUAAAAAUGGAUAUUACAAAUAUAAAGAUGGAUAUCCAACGCAUGUGUGGUAUAAUUUCGAAAUUAAAAGAAAGUCAAGAUAUUACUCUACCGCUAUCAAAAUGUACCGUUGCUUCACAAGCUGUUGUUGCUUUACAUUCAAUUUUUCCAUUAAAAACGAAAGAGCAAUUACAUCAAUUGGAAAACGAACUUGAAAUCGUCGAGAAAGAAACUCAAUUGAGUGCGUUUUUUGAUACAAUUGGAGGACUUGAUCCAAAUGAAACAGUGAAAAGAUCUCUAAUAAAGACAUUCAGUAAUAAACCAGCCACUGAAUUUUCAUGGCAAGGCUGUAAAGAAAAAUAUAAAUUAUGUAAUUUAAAAAUAAUGGACAUAAUGUAUCGUAAGUAA